Messenger RNA from Drosophila innubila, 1788 nucleotides. RefSeq names its product succinate-semialdehyde dehydrogenase [NADP(+)] GabD (gene Ssadh). The record is from RefSeq and is a predicted model, not a curated record. Bases 170 to 1675 code for a protein of 501 amino acids. Lineage: Eukaryota; Metazoa; Arthropoda; Insecta; Diptera; Drosophilidae. The transcript has 3 exons. Gene Ontology annotation, molecular function: succinate-semialdehyde dehydrogenase (NAD+) activity. Gene Ontology annotation, biological process: GABA catabolic process.
AUGGAAUCCACUAGAAACUAAACUGCGCUAAUCAAAAUCAAUUGAAAGCAAUCAGAAAGCCAAGCGCAAAGCAAAUAGUAACAUUGGUGGAAUACCACUGGAUAGCGCUGAUUCUUAUCUUUAAGUUGUCCCAAACACCUCCUGUCAUUUAAGAUCAGCUGACCGCACAAUGUUUCGAAGGCUCAGUGCAUUAAGAGUUGCCAGAAUGCGUAGUUUAUCGAGUCUGGUGCAGACGAAGGCAUUGGUGAAUGGAGCUUGGGUGGAUGCCAGCAGCAGGGAGACGUUUGCCGUCAGCAAUCCGGCAAAUGGACAGGUUAUCGGCAAUGUGCCUAACAUGACGGUGGAGGAUGCACAGAGUGCCAUUAAGGCCGCAAAGCAGGCAUACGAGUCCAAGGAAUGGCGCUCAUUGACCGCCAAAGAUCGCUCCAAUCUAUUAAAGAAAUGGCACAAACUCAUCGAGGAGCAUACACAGGAAAUCGCUGAAAUAAUGACGGCCGAGUCCGGCAAACCGAUCAAUGAGGCCAAGGGCGAGGUCAUCUAUGGCAAUGCCUUCAUCGAGUGGUUUGCGGAGGAAGCGCGUCGCAUUUACGGCGAAAUUGUGCCCAGCAGUACGCCAAAUCGUGAGAUAAUUGUAAUGAAACAACCAAUUGGAGUGGCUGCAUUGAUAACGCCAUGGAAUUUCCCACUGGCGAUGAUAACGCGAAAAGCAGGCGCCGCUUUGGCUGCUGGCUGCACGGUGAUUGUUAAGCCGUCGGAGGAUACGCCGCUGACCGCGUUGGCGGUGGCCAAGUUGGCCGAGGAGGCCGGCAUGCCGAAGGGCGUUAUCAAUGUGAUAACCACCAAUAAGGCAGCACCAAUUGGACAACUGUUCUGCAAGAGUCCGGAUGUGAGGGGCAUUUCCUUUACGGGCUCAACACAAGUGGGCAAACUGUUGUUCCGUGAUUCCGCUGAUGGCAUUAAACGUGUCUGCUUGGAGCUGGGCGGCAAUGCGCCAUUCAUUGUCUUCGAUUCGGCCAAUGUGGACAAGGCGGUGGAUGGCGCCAUGGCCUCCAAGUUUCGCAACUGUGGACAGACCUGUGUUUCGGCUAAUCGCUUCUUUGUGCAGGAAGGCGUCUACGACAAGUUUGUGUCGCAGCUAAAGCAACGCGUGGAGGCGCUAAAGAUCGGCGACGGCAACUCCUGUGAUGUCCAAAUCGGACCACUGAUCAACAAGAUGCAGUUCGACAAGGUCAGCGGCUUUGUGGAGGAUGCUCGCACCAAGGCAGCCAACAUCAUUGUGGGCGGCAAGGCUCUCCCAGAGUUGGGUCCGCUCUUCUAUGCACCCACCAUUGUCACAGAUGUGCCGCCAACGUCACAAAUCUACACCGAGGAAGUCUUUGGUCCCGUUGUCUCCAUCAUCAAGUUCAAGGACGAACAGGAGGCGGUGCAGAAGGCAAACGAUACCCAACGUGGACUAGCUGGCUAUUUCUACAGCGAGAAUCUGCAGCAGGUGUUCCGUGUGGCCAAGCGCCUGGAAGUGGGCAUGGUCGGUGUCAAUGAGGGCAUCAUUUCAGCUCCCGAGGCGCCAUUCGGCGGUGUCAAGGAGUCGGGUGUGGGUCGAGAGGGAUCCCAUCAUGGCAUCGACGAUUACGUGGACAUCAAGUACAUCUGCAUGGGAAAUCUGAAAUACGAUUGAAAUUCCUAAAAUAGCUUUAGUUUGCAGUCUUCCACUAGUAAAAUGCUUGUUUGUUGUAAAUUAACUUUAGCAUUAAUUUAAAAUACAAAUAAUCGUGCACAAAACAAAGUAAA